Molecule: messenger RNA, 2099 nt
Organism: Rhagoletis pomonella (apple maggot)
Lineage: Eukaryota; Metazoa; Arthropoda; Insecta; Diptera; Tephritidae
Gene: CAH3
Product: carbonic anhydrase 2
Exons: 3
Coding region: 370-1122 (250 amino acids)
Cellular component (GO): cytoplasm
Molecular function (GO): carbonate dehydratase activity; zinc ion binding
Source: RefSeq, a predicted model, not a curated record
ACGACUCUUCUAUAUAAAUUUCUUCCAGUUCUUGUCCGCUUAAACUUGAUAUUUCCUUUGUGAGCGUGUGACCAAUAAAACUCGCCAUCACGUCGCAGUACGCCCUAUUAAACGUCAAACACAUUAUUUGUGUCUACAAGGUGAAGAAAAAAUUCAUCGAACCAGUAAAUAAUACGUAAGCAACUUGAUACCAAAAGCAUUCAGUGUCGAACAAACAUUCAGCAUCGAGUAGUCACAACUAGUCAUAGCCGCAUACGCCUUGUAGUACCCGCUGCGUUCAGUGAAGCACAUUCGUCUUGGGUACAACACCUGUUGCCACAACGUUGCUUUAGCGCUCGUCGAACACACACACACACACACACACACACGAUGCCAGUGCAAUCUCCAAUUGCGAUUAGCAAUCGUGCUAUUGAACAUGUAGACGAUGUCGAUCCACUUGAAUAUCAUGGCCAUUGGGAACCGGUGGGAAUAGCACGUGUCCAGAAUACAGGCACUUCGGCGGUGGUGACAUUCGCCAAACGCAAACAGCAGCCCUACAUUAAGGGUGGUUGUUUGCUUGACAACAAAUACAUAUUUGAGCAGCUGCACUUUCAUUGGGCCGAUACGGAUGAGUCGGGUUGUGAGCACACGCUCGAGGGUGUCAAAUACUCAAUGGAGGCACAUGCCGUGCACUACAACUCCAAGUAUAAGGAUUUCGCUGAGGCAAAGAAUAAGCCGGAUGGCUUGGCAGUGGUGGGGUUCUUCAUACAGGCGUGCGGCGACAAGGAUUGCCCUGAAUUCAAGAAGAUCACAGAAGGUAUACGCAUAGUACAGAAGAUCAACACAAGCGCUUCGCUGGAUUCCGAUUGCUUGUCUUGGAUUGGCUUGCAAGAGCUAAGUAAACAUUAUUACACAUAUAAAGGAUCAUUAACUACGGCACCAUACUUCGAAAGCGUUACUUGGAUAAUUUAUCGGACGCCAAUUUACGUCUCCAAAGGACAGGUUCAAGUAUUCCGCGAUUUGCAAUCAUGUCCAAAGGAUGAAAGUAAGAAAAUAGUUAAUAAUUACCGUGAAAUUCAACAGCCAGACAAAGAUCCUGAAGUUUAUUUCGCGCGCAACGCCAAACCAAAAGCAAAAUUAUGAUUUGUUGGAAAAACAUCUGCAAAUUCAAUGAACGGAAAUGAUAUAUGCAAAAGGAAUUGAAGUGCAAAACUAUGUAUUUAGAUUAGAAAUUCACUUCUCAUGCAAAAAUAUAUCUGAAUGUAUCUUAGUGUUUCUAUACUAGUUCCAGUACGGUUGGCACUUUUUAUGUGUGUGCAUCUGCAUAAUGCGACAUUUACGGGUGGAAACCAAACUUCAGUUGCGUUGCCAGUGGCUGAACUCGCAACUGAGUUGCUAUUAUUGGCAACUGCAUUUUCCCCGCCCACCCAUAAUUGUAUAAAUGUAUAUGCCCAUAUUGACAUCAACUGACGCACUAAGCUACUUUCCACUUUUAUAAGUAUUUUAUUGAACACAUUAUUACUUAUAAAAUAUUUAAUUAAAUAUUUACCACUAUAACUAUAUAGCAGAGUAAUCACAUAAGUAAAGCCAUAACCAAAAUUCCCAAAAUGCCGAAUGCAGGAGAUAUUGGUUGUGGAUUGACUAAUUUUUCUUUAUAAUUGUGAUGUAUUCAUACAAACAAGGCGCUAUUCGUGUGCUGUCUCCGGGUAUUAUUAAACACUAAAUUACUAAAACACCGACUUUUUUCCUAAAACAAUACUACUAUCUAUUAUGGUAUUUAUAUUUAAAUAAUAAUUUAAGCAAAUUAUGUAGAUUCUACAUAAAAGCUAAACAAAAUGGGUUAAAAAACACAUUCCAAAACAUGAAGGAAUUGUAUUGAAUCGCAAUAUGGAAUUCUGUUAGAAUUAAAAAUUGUUUUAUUUAAUGUUAAGUGUACUAUGCAUGGACAUAUGUUUAACAUAUGUACUAUUCUAUGUAUCUUGCAACUGUUUAUAUGUAUUGUAUACUGCUUGUUACGAGGAAUUGUCAUAUUUUUAUAUUCAAAAACGAAAAUAACCAAAACUAUUUGUGCCGUAAGUACAUAAAAAUACUUAUGUAUUUCAAAGAAAAAUAAAUAUAAA